This is a messenger RNA of Dendronephthya gigantea, 560 nucleotides long. RefSeq lists its product as uncharacterized. The transcript has 3 exons. The record is from RefSeq and is a predicted model, not a curated record. NCBI's taxonomy places the organism in Eukaryota, Metazoa, Cnidaria, Anthozoa, Malacalcyonacea, Nephtheidae. Bases 25 to 486 code for a protein of 153 amino acids.
CGUUUCCUGAUUAGCUUUCACAAGAUGCAGAGCUUUCUUCUUAUGAUCAUGGGUUCACUUUUUGCUAUCCACCAAUGUAAUGCGACAAGUGAACCUCCAACAGUAGUACCAUCAUGUAGCACUUGCACUUCAAAGAGUAGUCAUACAGGUGGUCUAAGCACAGUUUGGCUCAUCGUAAUAAUAUCAGUGGUGUUCGCAGUCAUUUGGUUUUUCCUUACAUGUGGCGUUAUAUGUUGUUGCCGCUGUCUAAAGAGAAUUAGGUCCCAAAAAUACACAACCGAUAUAGAUACAACUACACAAGAAGAUAUAGUUCCCAGGGAUGUUAAUGCAGAAGAAAAUCGCGUGGCAGAAGAGGAAGAAGCAGCAAACGAAGAUGAUCCAACUUACACUGAAUUAAGGGCAUGGAAAGAAGCAGAUUCGGAGUAUGCAGAGUUGAAAACUGUAAGAGAUGCACAGAGCAACUAUCAAUCAUUGGUUGCACGGUAGACAUUAACGCCUGUGUUCUAAAAGCUCACUCACACUCAAACUCAUUGAGUGGGAGAUCUUAAUCUUCUCAUAAC